UCAAUUACUUUUUCUAAGAAUCAAAGAGGGAUGAUCUAAAAGACUGAAAGCCGAACCCCCACUACCCCUUUUCGUAACCCUAGAAAUUCUUCCUCAAUUCAAUGGUUUUUCCACAUUAAAUUCCAAUUGCACCAAAAUCGUCCAUCUUCUCCAUCUCUAUUCGAUCGCCAUUGAAGAAAAUGCAGUCGAUCUGGAACAUUCGGACCACCUACGGUCUCCCUCUAUGCCUCUCCGGAAUCACUCGUCAUCACCACCUUUCACUCUCCAAGGAGAUUGCAGAUCAUGAUCGGAGACGGGAUGCAAUGAAGAGAGCAAAAUUGGAAAACAGAAAUCUCUUUCCAGCGGAUGAAAUCGACGGAGAGGUAAGAGAAAGUGAAGUUGUUCACAGAUCAUCAGAUCUGCGUAGUUAUAAUGGUGAUGAUGAUGAUGAUCAAUCAUCACUUCAUCACACUCCUUGUACAGCCAAAGCUGCCUAGGGGUUCCAUUAUUAAUUUAUUUCGUUUUUUUUGUGCUUUUUAUAUUUUUGAAAACUCUUGUGAUCUUCAUGAAUCGGCUUCGUAUUUGCCCUAAUUUGAUUUAUGAAACCACUAUGCUAUUUAUGUAUGUUACCAUCUCUUGAUUUAUUCAUCAAUAUUCACACCAUCAUGCAAC
Molecule: messenger RNA, 651 nt
Organism: Cynara cardunculus var. scolymus (artichoke)
Lineage: Eukaryota; Viridiplantae; Streptophyta; Magnoliopsida; Asterales; Asteraceae
Exons: 2
Coding region: 180-476 (98 amino acids)
Source: RefSeq, a predicted model, not a curated record